Exophiala spinifera is the source of this 519-nucleotide messenger RNA. RefSeq lists its product as uncharacterized. The transcript has a single exon. The record is from RefSeq and is a predicted model, not a curated record. NCBI's taxonomy places the organism in Eukaryota, Fungi, Ascomycota, Eurotiomycetes, Chaetothyriales, Herpotrichiellaceae. Bases 1 to 519 code for a protein of 172 amino acids.
AUGCCUCCAAACAAAUUCGCUCCUUCGCCCGCCAAAGUCGAGUCGAAACAGCCCACUGUUCGGAAGGCCGACGCGGCACCGGCACCCACUGCUGGUGUCGCUGCGUCCUUUGGACAGAGGUUGACCACCAAGGUCUGGAUUUUCCUUAACCAUACCGGCGAUGACGCAGGCAGCACCUCCGAAAUCAAGUCCGAGAUCUACUUCGACGAUGCCCACGUAGCGACUGGCUAUCUCGAAGUCUCCAACAACACCGAUUUCUCCGCCGACAACGGCGGGCUCGGCAAAUUUCUCUUGUACAAGGACGCCAUCCAGCGGGGCGUUGGCAAGAGGUUCAGAGCCACAGCGUUCGAGGAGGGUAACAUCACUGUGGGAGACAGGUAUUUUGUUGAUGGAACGUUCGACUUCGACGCAGGGCCCGACGAAUGGAUGGACGGGAAUGUGCACACUGUGGGGCCGUACUAUAAUACUUCUGACGGCAAUUUCAAAGGGUUCAUUCAGUUCCAAGUCGUGCCUACUUAG